UAUUACACAAGUGUUUCCCGACGGAAAUAGUACUCCGUAGCACGUCGUGCGGAAUUCAGAUAUCUUCAACAUGGCGGAGACCCACAGCUUACAGGACAUGAGGCAGCAGGUGGCUGUCGCAGCCAAAAUCUUCAUUCAGAGAGACUACUCCAACGGAACCAUGUGCCAGUUCCAGACCAAGUUUCCUUCAGAGCUGGAGACCAAGAUUGAUAAGCAGCAGUUUGAGGAGACGAUACGGACGCUGAACAACCUUUACGCGGAGGCAGAGAAGCUGGGAAGUCAGUCGUUCAUCGAAGGCUGCCUGGCCUGCCUCACCGCUUACACCGUCUUUCUCUGUAUGGAGACUCACUACGAGAAGGUUUUGAAGAGGAUUGCCAAAUAUAUCCAGGAACAAAACGACAAGAUCUACGCGCCACGAGGCCUCCUGCUGACAGAUCCCAUCGAAAGAGGACUCCGAGUCAUCGAGAUCACCAUCUACGAAGACAGAAGCUUCAGCAGAUAAAAGCGAUCCCAUGGCACGGCCUGAUGCAUCCCUGCUGAAAAUGAAGAAACUCUACUCUGGUCCAGAGCUCUGAUCUCUGGAAUGUUCAGCUUUAAUCAACGGAUUCCUUAUUGAACUUGUGCUCCUCCAGAACACAUAAAACCUUCGUCUCCCUCCCGUCGAAGGUCUAGCAGGCUUAGAGCAGGAAUUCUGCUUUCUGACGGUCUGCCAGGUGAAAAGUUGAGCGGCGGUGAUGGAUCGGCCCCCGGUGGGAGAGGAAACGGGCUUGGCUCUAGACCGUCCUGGGCUGUCGGAGGCCGACGGCGCCAAGUCCGUGUCCCGGCGUCUAUUUCCGAACACAUCCUGCCGUCGCCGCGCUCUCGCCUGGCUCGGCGCUCAAACCUGUAAAAAUCCAGUCUGUGCAGACUGCUGGACGGGGCGAGGGCAGGAGAGAUGUUCGUCAUUAGCGCCAUGUUUUUUUUUUUUUUUCAUUCCCUGAAAAUGGAGCUUUUCCUUAGCUGUCAAUUUCAUUUUUCACAGGCCAAAACGGGGAUAAUUUUCACCUGUUUCUGUUUUUUAAAUUGCUGUUAUUAUGCAGGGCUGUAAAUCAGGUUAACAAGCAGUCGGCGUCUCUCUUCCAAACACCCUGGUGCAUGUACUUUAACGCUUCCAAUUGUGUGAUCAGAUUAAGGCUGAUUCACACAUUACUGCUGGCUGAAGCCUGAAGGGCUGCCUGUAACUCUGGACCUGCUGUCAGCAGAGGUGACAACCUGCUCCCUCUGUUGCUUUACAUCAGUGAUUAUAUAGAACAUUGUUAAAAUGUCAUCUGUUCCUCAAAAUGUCUUCAAAUAAAUGGAAAAUGACUUUUAGCUUAAAACAAAACGUAGUCUGUGGCCGAGUCACACAUGCUAGUAGCUGCGGAUUGAAGCAGAUUUAUCCCCCUGAAAUGUAAACUCAAGACAACAAAGUAUAUCAGCUGAAGUCAAAGUGUCUGUGCAUCUUUUUAAAGUCUUAAAUUGAUGCAGCUAAAAUUAAGGCCUUGAAAGGUCUUUUUAUUAAAAAUCUUUUUCUUUCUUCUUUAAAUGCAAGUUGAUCUUAAAUAUGUUAAUCUUAGUAUAAAAGUAUUUCUUCUCAUAUAUUCUAUGUAGUUAUUUUUUCUGUCCAGCUAAGGUCAGUCAACUGCAGACGUCUUCUGACUCGAGGUUUCUGUUGGACACCAGGAGCUAGCCGCUAACAUACCCCUGACAGCCAGCUAGCUUUUUCAUGUCCGUCCUGGCUAAGUCCGAAUUUGUUGCCGACUCAGUCAUUUCUGUCACAGUGCAGGUUUUGAAACUUUGUUCACAGUCUUAAAAACUAUACAUGAAAUGGAAAUUUCAUGGAAUUUGAGUUGGUGAAGCCGGCAGGAGCCAUGUGAACGGCUCAGAGAGUCCUUUUGAAAAUUGUUGCAGUAAAAUAAAAAUUGUUGGAAGAAGUGAAAGUUGAAUUGAAAUACUUGGAGGUAAACACUGCUCAGUGUCUCCCAGUUUAAAAGGAUUCAGUAACAGCAGGAUUAAAAUGCUGCUGGCUUGAUGAAAUGAUUAGACAGCCUUAAGUUAUGUUUACAUUACAAAUAUGAUAUUUCAAAUAAAGAAAUACAACAACCUGAUGCAUUUUCUUUAGCUAGAUGUCUUAUGACAGGAAUUUCAGUAUUUUAUUAUUCAUAAUACUUUCACAGAGCAGGCUAAUUCAGUACGUUUUUCCCAAUUUAAAUCUUUUUUUUCCCCUCACAGCAGUCUGACUUGCCCAAUUCUCAACUUUUCACCCCAAAUAAAAAUCGCAUCAGAUUCUCUUCCACAUGUGGAAACGCAUCCGAUUGUUUUCAAAGCGACUGCAGGCAGAACAGUCGCGUCUCAUUUUAUCUGACUUUUAUGUCAUUAACCUGAGACGUGUCAUAAUUCUGACCGGAUGUAAACAAUGGCUGGAAAAAAAACCAACAAAACAACAACCCCUAAUUAUGAAAGAAGUGUGUCAGUGAAGCUCGUCCCCGUCCCGGCCUCAUCACUCUGGGCUCUUCUUACGCAUCCAGACAGAUUUCUUUACAUGUUUUGCGCUCAGUGCUCCACAGAGGGCCGUUGUUUUUAGCUCCGCUUCCUUUUAAUCAGUUUCCUCCUGAUUGUCUCACAAUAACAUCAGCUCCCCGUUGCUGGAUUAACUUUUAAAUAAGUCCUUAAAAGGCUCCGUUAUCCGUUCUCACAGCUGUGUGACGUCUGCGGGUCGCUCUGGGGUUCUGCUUGGUUCAUACAGAAGUCUGGUUGCGGUCGCAUCAUUCGUUUGACCAAAACCCAAUUCGGUACAAUUUAUAAAAAGCCAGACUUAAUUCAUUUCCAAAAAUUAAAGAGCGGUUUGUAAGAAAUCAAAGUCUAACGGCUUUGGCGCUCUUCCCCAAACUUCAUCAAAUGACGUCACACGAUCGAUCAUUUAUGUAUUUAAUUUUUAUUUUAACUGUUCCCUAGAAACGAGGAGUAACACUCGACUCAACUUGCCUCCGGUCUCCCCUAAGCAGUUUAAUGAGUGGAACCGAACCGUCUCUAGGUUUAUAUGGCGGAACGAGGAACCGAGGGUACACUAUAAAACAUUACCAAUUACCAAGAGAUAAAGGAGUAAUGUUUGGGAAAUGACUAAUGACUGUGCUGUUUACUGGUGUGAAGAGGGGUAUGAUGUAAAGUGGAAAGAACUAGAAUUAAGUCAAAUGGACAUUUCCCUUCUCACUCUGCUGGGUGAUGAUCACCUAGAGGCUACAUGUUCAGGAAAGCAUCUAGUUCAGAGGGUUCAGUGAGGAGGAGACUUGGUUAAAAAUCUAUUUCUUUCUCUUUUUUUUAGAAAAGAAAGUGAGGGGGGAAAUCUUUUAAAAAUCGCAUCUUUUAUGAAAAAAGUAAUUUAAUUUUUAAAGGGGCAGUAUUAUGUAAUAUUGACUUUUUUUUUUCUUUUUUUUUUAGCUUAAUGUCAUGUUGUAUUGGUGUUCCCUCAUCAAAAGCGUGCCUGGAGCGUUGUCUUGAUUCUGUCAUGCAUGUUUGGGAAUCCUUCCGUCUCCCACAGCAACCAUUCAGCUCUGCGAAACGCCUGGCUGCUCUCACGUCUGGAAAAAUGUCGCCGUACUUGUUUCAGUUUUAACGAAACGUUCAGCUGCUUGCCAUCGGUGCUUUUCUUUGUCUUUUCAGUCGUCUUGAUGAUUUCUGCUCUUGUUUGUU
Gambusia affinis (western mosquitofish) is the source of this 3708-nucleotide messenger RNA. RefSeq names its product golgin subfamily A member 7-like. Bases 71 to 502 code for a protein of 143 amino acids. NCBI's taxonomy places the organism in Eukaryota, Metazoa, Chordata, Actinopteri, Cyprinodontiformes, Poeciliidae. Gene Ontology annotation, biological process: peptidyl-L-cysteine S-palmitoylation; protein targeting to membrane; Golgi to plasma membrane protein transport. The transcript has 6 exons. The record is from RefSeq and is a predicted model, not a curated record. Gene Ontology annotation, cellular component: palmitoyltransferase complex; Golgi stack.